Sus scrofa (pig) is the source of this 741-nucleotide messenger RNA. RefSeq names its product lin-7 homolog B, crumbs cell polarity complex component (gene LIN7B). Gene Ontology annotation, molecular function: protein binding. NCBI's taxonomy places the organism in Eukaryota, Metazoa, Chordata, Mammalia, Artiodactyla, Suidae. The record is from RefSeq and is marked validated.
CCCGGCAGGCGGGUGCCUCGCAGCGGCGGCGCAGACAUGGCUGCGCUGGUGGAGCCGCUGGGGCUGGAGCGGGACGUGUCCCGGGCGGUGGAGCUCCUCGAGCGGCUCCAGCGCAGCGGGGAGCUGCCCCCGCAGAAGCUGCAGGCCCUCCAGCGAGUCCUGCAGAGCCGCUUCUGCUCUGCCAUCCGGGAGGUCUAUGAGCAGCUCUAUGACACGCUGGACAUCACCGGCAGUGCUGAGGUCCGGGCCCACGCCACGGCCAAGGCCACGGUGGCUGCCUUCACGGCCAGUGAGGGCCACGCACAUCCCCGGGUAGUCGAACUGCCCAAGACGGACGAGGGCUUAGGCUUCAACAUCAUGGGGGGCAAGGAGCAGAAUUCGCCCAUCUACAUCUCCCGGGUCAUCCCCGGCGGCGUGGCUGACCGCCACGGAGGCCUCAAGCGUGGGGACCAGCUGCUGUCAGUGAAUGGUGUGAGCGUGGAGGGUGAGCAGCACGAGAAGGCAGUGGAGCUGCUGAAGGCCGCCCAGGGCUCUGUGAAGCUGGUGGUGCGUUACACCCCUCGGGUACUGGAGGAGAUGGAGGCUCGCUUUGAGAAGAUGCGCUCUGCCCGCCGGCGCCAGCAACAUCAGAGCUACUCGUCCUUGGAGUCUCGAGGCUGAAACCACAGAUCUGGACCCUCACCCCCUCCCCUGUACAGUAUUUAUGUCACCAGCUCCUUAUUUAAAGAUCUUUGACCCUCA